AUGCAGAGCCCCUGCAAGGCAAACCUAUAUACAAAAGAUGGGGACGAUCAGACAAACGAUGAUGAUAAAUACAACGAAAAAUUCGGAGUUCAGUUUCCGAUUGGAACAGGCACAAAUGAGUCUGGAUCUACAGUCAGGGAAUUACAAUCGUAUCUGGCUAUUGGGCGAAAGAAGCUUCAUGAAGCUGUUAAUGCAACAAGGGAAUCUACAUACUAUAAAAAGGUGAGCCAGCACUUCAAUUCCAGCUCUCCGAUAUUUGAAGAUGGAAUUGUUCCAGAUGGUGCAUCAAUACUGUUAUAUGCCACGUAUGCCCGCAAAUUGGAUGCACAUCAAUACUCUACCAAAGUUUCAGGUGCUAUAUUUGUGAAGGGACGUCUGAACAGGAAGAAUCGGAUGAUGCUUUCUAUGGCAAGGCGCUUAUCAAGGACCAAUGCCCCAUCUGUGACGGCAGAUCAGUUUGAGGACAAACUAUCCGAGGCAAUUGAGCAUCCAGAUAAAAAUGGGGAGAACGAUGAUAAAGGUGACGAUAGUGAUGCAAUCUCUCUUUCCUCUUUUAGGUCUCAGAAUAGCGCAAGCAACACGAUAAACAAGUCCAAUGAACUUUCAGAAGCGGCAACAGAGAAAAGAGUUAAUGAAAGGAUGACAAAUGUUAUUGCAUCAUCAAUUUCGCAUACAUUAAUUAGAAUUCGAAUAGGUUCAGAACAUGAAACAAGAAGUGCUCCUCCAGUUGAUGUCUACACGAAUCAGUAUGGGACCUUUUCGUGUGAAGUAACAACCGACUAUGUACCUUCAAGCAUUGAAGCCUCUUCAGUUUCGAACCCGGAGGUUUUCCAGGUUUUGGAAAUUGAAAUGAUACCAGAGGAGGGAGUUGGAGUAAUAUCGGAUGUUGAUGAUACUAUACGUGUCACCGGGGUCAUUGGAAAUAAGAUCGACAUUUUUAGAAACAUCUUUUCGCAGCCAUACGGUGAAUGCGUGAUUUCAGGGGUUGCCAAUUGGUACCGAGAAAUGCAUGACAGAUUCGGGUGUACUUUCCAUUAUGUUUCCAAUUCACCUUCACAGGUCUACAAUAUUGUUUAUGGGUUUUUGCGAUACGAUGACUUCCCGAUAAACUCGAUUCACUUGAAGCAGUACUUUGGAAAUAUAUUUUCGACAGUAAGAAUGGAUGCGGGCCAGAGGAAGCAGAAUUCCUUAACAGAGAUCAUGAAUGAUUUCCCCAAGCGAAGGUUUAUUCUAAUAGGAGAUUCUGGAGAGCAGGAUAUGGAAGCUUACUGCUCUUUGUGCCCUAAAUUUGGUACACAGAUAAUAGCCAUAUAUAUUCAUGCACUCGAAGGAUCAUUUUCAUCACAAGGGCUUGACCAUGAGAACGUUAAAGAGCUUCAAAAUAUUAUUGAUACCAAGACGGAAAGGAAGCAGACUGCUCCUUCAUUAGUGGAUUCAUACGAUGGGUCCAUUGACAGGAAGUUUUCCGUUAUGACGCCAGUGAAGUUGAACAAUACAUCAAAAGUGGAUGCCAAUUCAAACACAAAAUUCAUUCCUAUAUCAGAUUCCUCGCAAGGGAAAAUAGUUCCAGCACAGCAAGCACAAAGAAGAACACUAAAGCACAGGAAGGUACCGCCUAUAGUUCCGGAUAAGCCAUGGAAUUUGCAUGGAGAGCCAAUUCCAGAGGCAAAGGCUCAAACUACUUCCACAAAGGCCAAUAGUUCAGAUGUAAAGAAUGGUGCCCCACCACUUCCAAUAAGAAGGCCAUCAGUGAGACGGUUCGCCUCGGAGAGUACAAGUCGUAUAAGUUCGACAUUAAGUAAUUCUGCAUCUAAAAUGGGCCACCUUCCUUGGCUUAAUUCGUCACCUAUCAGAGCAGAAGAUGAAGAAGCAGGUAAAUAUCCGGGAUACUACUCUACUGGGGACUUGGUACUGGACGAGAAGUUCGAAACAUGGAAGCAGAGAAUUAUGAAUGUGAUUUCGUAUCUGCCCGAACAUAUUGACCUCCGAUUUUGGUGGCACCCAGAGGAUCUUACAGACAGGUGCUUUUCUACUUUAGAGGAGCAAGAAAUAGACCACAGUGACAGUUAG
Molecule: messenger RNA, 2070 nt
Organism: Brettanomyces bruxellensis
Lineage: Eukaryota; Fungi; Ascomycota; Pichiomycetes; Pichiales; Pichiaceae
Exons: 1
Coding region: 1-2070 (689 amino acids)
Cellular component (GO): actin cortical patch
Molecular function (GO): phosphatidate phosphatase activity
Source: RefSeq, a predicted model, not a curated record